Messenger RNA from Paramecium pentaurelia, 4109 nucleotides. The record is from the annotation of a GenBank genome assembly. NCBI's taxonomy places the organism in Eukaryota, Ciliophora, Oligohymenophorea, Peniculida, Parameciidae.
AUGUUUAUUCCAUUAUUGAUUACGAUAUGCUUUGCAAAAGAUCUUACAAUAUAUCCUACAGUGAAUGAGUUGUGCAUUUAUGAUUUAAAAGAUAUAUUUGGAAGUAUUAAUAACCCAAGUUAUGAAUUGACACCAAUGGAUUCUCCAUUCAUAAUUGUGGACAGCAUAAAACUGAUAGGUAUUUUAGUAUAAUUAUAUAUUUGUUUAGGUGCAACAAAUCAUACAAUGGAUGAUUAACCAAAAAGUAUAGUGAGUAAUAGCAGAUUUACAUAAUUUGCAGUCAUAGAUAAAUAGAAUACUGUAUAUUGGACAAAAUAGUAUAAAUAUAAUUAAUAUGUAGGACAUUGCCAGUGGAUACACCUUAAUUCUUAGGUAAAUAUAAAUUAAAUGAAACAUGUUAUUCUCUUGAGUACAUUGAUGACACCACUCUCAUCAUAGAUUGUAUGGAUUCUAAAUAAUAUAAUUUGUUUAAUUUUUUGUAAGUAGGUGUUAGUACAAAGCAAAGUAAACUUCUAGAUAAAAACAGCAUUAAUUAAUCAUCAAUAACAUUUAGGAAAAUGAAUAUUCUGGAUGAUUAUUGUAUAUUAAUUGGAUAAUCAAGUGUUGAUUUAUCAAUAAUAGAUGUUUAUGAUUUGAAUGUUCUUAAUAAUACAGGCAAUACACUAAAUACAACAGUAAUAAAUAAAUUAGCUUAAAUAAAAGAUAAGACAUACUAAUUUAAAUUAAUUGAUUUCAUAGCAAAAUUUGGACUUGUUUAUGUACUUGAUGAAACAAGAUUAUUAAUUUUAUAAUAUAAAGAUGAAUGGAAAUUGAAUCUAUAAAUUAUAUUGUCUAGUAAAGGAGUGGCAUUUGAUGUAAAUAUAGUAUCAGAUUUGAAUGGGAAUGAGAAAUUUGAAUUGGUGAUCUUAACUUAAAAUGGAAAAUUGUAUUACUAUAAUGAUUUUGUGAGUACACCUACAGAAAUGAAUAUAGUAGGUUAGAGUGUACAAAUAUCUAAUUAAUAUAUAAUUGUAUAAUAAGAUUAGAAUUUAUUAUAAAUUAAUUUAGAUGAUAAAAAUAUAGUGAAAUCUAAACUUUGGAAUAAUAAUUAUUUUAUUGUAUCUAGUUAAUAUUCUACAUUGAUUGAAGUAAGUACAACAUUCACAAAUAGAUAUAUAUUGAGUAAUGGUUAUCUUUAAGGACAAUCAAAAUCUUAAACAAAUAUUUAAUAAUAAAUUACAUUAAAAGCAACUUAUAUAGAUAUUUAACAUUUAUAAUAAUAAGAAGUAUCUAAAAUAAUAUAUUAAUUUUUGGAUAUUAAAGAUUAAAAUCUAUAUGAAGUUAGUAAUCCAACUUUAUUCAAGAAUGCAAUAUAAGGUAAUUUAUAUUAUGAAUAUCUUGAUCCAUUCUUAUCAGGACCUAAUCAAAAGUAUUAAUAAGAGUCAUCAUAAACUGAUAUUAUUUUGAAUUUCUAUAAACAAAUUGAAUAAAAUCAUCUAAUUAUACCAACAGAUAUUGUAUUUUAAGAUACUAUUGCUACUGAUUAACAUUUAUCAAUUAUGGUAUUUUAGAGUAAAAAUUUGACUAUUUAAUUAUGGGGAUGUAGUUUUUAUGUUCCAAAGAGUGAAUGUUUACCAUUAUCUAUUGAAUUAAAAAAUGAUGUUUAAUUAAGUAAAAAUACAUUUACAGGAUGGAUUUAUGAUAAUGAUUUAUAUUUUGCUUUUACUAGUAAACCAAAUGAAAUUUAAAUUUGGGAAAUAUCUUAAGAGAAAAUUAAUCACAUUUAAACUAUUAAGAAUAAAGGAUAAACUGUAACUUAAUUAUUAGGUUCUAAUAAAAAUUUAUUUGUUCUUUUAUCAAAUGGAGAUAUUGAUAUUUAUGAAUUAGGAUUAUUAGUUGAUAAGAUCACUCCUCCUGAACCUGGAUUGCAAAUAUUCAAUAAUCCUUAUCAUAGUAGUUAAAUAUUAAUUGUAAAAACAGUAUCAACCAUUAUUAUAUACAAAUUCAAUUUUGUUGUUUAAGAAAUAGAAUAUUUUAUGAAUUAUGAUUCUAAAGUAUAUAUAUCUAUUUAUGAUUAAUCUUUUAUUGUGGUUAAUUCAUCAACAAUAAUUGAAUAUUUUAUGAGUCCUUAAUAAAAUAGAAUAGCUAAAACAUUACCAUUAUAUGAAUAUAAAAUAGUAAAUCCAAUUUAUGCAGUUCAAUCUAAACACAAUGGAUUAUUAUUUAUUCCUUGUGAAUCAGAUAAUAAAAUUAGUUUUCUAGUAUAUCAACCAUAAUAAUAAGCUCAUGAUUCCUUAAUUUAAGUAAUUAAUACAUUCAUUUCUGGAGAUCUUAAAAAUAUUAUUAUGUCAGUUGAUGGAUUCUAAACAUCCUUAUUCUUCUAUCAAUAUCUAAAAUAGAAUCAUCUCUAUUAAAUUUUAUAAAACACAUAAGCAACCUCAUUACUUAAAUCUACUGAUCAAUAUAAAGAUUAUUGUUAGACUGUAGAAUAACCAUUUUCAGUUUCUAAUCCAUUUAAUUAAAUGGAUUUUACAACUCAAAUUACUGUAAUCAAUAGAAUGGAAGUUAUAACUAUUGUGGAUACAAGUUUAAAAGAAAUGGUAUUAGGUGAAUAAAAUUAAACAAAUUAUUUAUCUUUAGGAGGUGAUUGGUAUAAAGGUCAAGUAGUAGAUAUUAAAGUAUUGUGUAAAUAAUGUCCUUAAGAAAUUGUACUUAAUUAACCAAUAUAUCCUAUUACCUACAAUUUUUUAAGUAAUGCUAGAAUCAUUACUAAAUUUGAUGAUGAUUAUUAAAUUGUAAUUAAUAAAAAUACAUUUAUAAUUCUAGAUCAGAAUCUAAAAUCUACUUUGGAAUAAUAUUUACAAUAAGAAUUUUAUAGUAUUGCUAUUCAUCCAUAAUAAAAUUAUAUGAUAUUAGCAGGUAAAAAUGAUAAGAUUACUAAUUUAUAAAUGAUCACUUGUAAGAGUCCAUAUUCUUGUUCUUAAUUAUAAAGUAAAACUAUUUAAGUAUCUAAUAUUGGUUAAAUGUAUAUACUUUAAGAAGACUUCUUAAUAUUAAGUACUCCUUAAGAAAUAGUAGUAUAUCAUAUCACUUAUACUUAAAAUUCAUGGACUCUUGAAUGGAAAUCCUCAACAAAUAUUGAAUCAUAUUCCACUUGUAAAGGAAUCAAUUACUUUUUUGUAUCUAAAAUAUAUACUGAUAAUAAACCAGAAUAUGCAAUUACACUUUUAGAUUCAACAAAUUAAAUAUUGUUUUUAUUUUAUAAAAUUAAAAAUGGAUCUUUAAGUUUAAUUAGUUCUUAAUUUAGAAAUUUAUAAAAUGAGAUUAUUAAUCAUAAUUAAUAUGCAUAACAAGAUACAAAAUAUAUUUAAAUAUUGUCAUAUACUUAAAUUGAGAAAACUGUAACACAAUAUAUUUUAUUUAAAAUGAUAGUGAUGACUAAUAAUGUAGCCUCAUAUGGAAUGCAAUUCUAAUUUGAUUUCAAUUAUGAAUAUCAUUCCAGUUAAAUUCUAUUCAUUAUUAAUUAAUAUGCUGAUUGGACUACUCUAGCUGCUGGAUCUAUUCAAUCUAAUAAAUUAUGUAUUCCUUAUUCAAAUGGAAUUAAAACUGUCAUGUUGUUUUACAAUAUUCCAAUUAACACUUAAAAAAUAACAUCACCUCCAACAAUAACUUCUAUUUCAGGCAUUCGAGAUGAUGUAUUACCUAUAGAUAUACCUCCAGUAGUUUAUGUACUUCAUUCUGAAAAAUAAUCCUAUUAUUUAUUGACUAAUUUAGUAAGAUAUAAAGAGAGGAUAUGUGUGAAUCUCUAUGCUCUCUAUGAUUAGCCAAUACUUGCUGUUUCUAAUACAGUUGAAUUAGAUCUUAAAUAGUAAUUAACUAUCUUUUUGACAAAUGAUUUCAGUAAUGCUUCAAAAUAAGUUACUUUGAAAUCUUUAUAUGAACCAAUAAAAUAAAAUGCUAGGUAACUUAUUUAAUUAAAUAUUUAGUGUUGGAUGGAUUGUAGCAGUUAUUGUUAUUGCAAGUUUACUAGCAGUUGGAAUGCUAUUCUUUGUUAUGCGUAGAAGAUCUAUUCGUUUAUCAUAUUAAAACUAUUAUCCUAUGUAAGAUUAACAAUUAAGAAAUAUGUGAUU